Bipolaris victoriae FI3 is the source of this 1476-nucleotide messenger RNA. RefSeq lists its product as hypothetical. The record is from RefSeq and is a predicted model, not a curated record. Lineage: Eukaryota; Fungi; Ascomycota; Dothideomycetes; Pleosporales; Pleosporaceae. The transcript is spliced from 4 exons. Bases 1 to 1476 code for a protein of 491 amino acids.
AUGAAGUUGAGUAGUUAUCUCCUCGCUACCAGUGCAUGCCUGGAAUACCUGGUUCCGCGCGCGGGAGCGACGAAUGUUUCAACCUCUUACAACAGUGCUGCUCAAGACGCCACAGCAUUCGCAAUUCAGUAUGCAUAUCCAGUUUCUCAAUGGCAACAAGCCGUAAGAAAUAUUCUCGAUGCCGUCAACAAAACAAAUACACUAUGGCCCUACCAUACGCUUUCCGGUCCUCUAAAUCGCACAAUAGUUGGGCCUAAUGCAGACACGUUGUAUAUCUGGGCUGCUAUCGACUUGUCGCAUGAAGACCUUGUCCUGACCAUUCCCAAUAUCAGUGAUGGAAGGAACUGGAUAUGGCCUUUUUACGACAUUUAUGGCAACAAUUUUGCGGGAAUAUCAAUCAACACGAACUCUCCCCCGGGAGACUAUCUGAUCAGACGUGCAGAUGAUGCUCUUGUCCAGCCCGGAAUCAGAUACACCACUCCGGCUGAAUUAUCAACCUACAAAGGCGUAAUCUCUUAUGCUACGACCUACGGUAUCCUGCUCGGCCGUAUUCUUGUACGUCAAAACACUACGAGCGAUAUUGAGACCAUACGCAGUUAUCAAGACCAAACUUUCCUCAGGACAGUCCCACGUACAAUGUCUCAGCCGUUUGCAGCACAAGCACCUCGACUAUCACGUGCCCUCAUUGACACUUCGAACGCCCCGAACAGAGUCACGGGCUAUCUAGACCUGCUGGCAAAGAUUGGACAGUUCAACCAACCCGAUGUGUAUGCAGACCGGUAUCGUGUAGCAUCGAAACUUGGCCUUGCUGGCAUUGCAGAUGGAGUCUACACCCCGCCUCCUGGAAUCAAUCUCACCGCUGCCACCGUCGCAGCAAACGCAAGCAUCUCCGCAGCUUAUUCUCAAAACCUGAUUGAUGUUGGCAACAACUGGGUAAUUCCCAAGGUGGAAUGUCAAGGCAUCUUCGGCACUGAAUACGGCUGUCGUGCGUACCGCGCACUCCGCGGUUAUCUGGGCCUCGUACAAUCCGAGAACCUCUUCAUCACGAAUAAAUCCGAUAAUGUGACUUUAAGUGCGAAUUCCGCAUUUCUAUUUACUUUCUUCGGCAAACCCCCAAUCAAAUCAACUGGGUUUUGGAGUUUGACUGUGUAUGGCGCGGAUCAAUAUCUGGUGCCCAACAAGCUGGGAAGAUACGUCAUUGGAGACCGCAGCACACAGUUGAAAUUUGAGAGUGGAGGUUUGGUGUAUGGAAAUGAUUCCAGCGCUGGAAAUGGAACGGCGGAUCGCAGAUUUCAGGUCUUACUGCAGCCUGCUGAUAUUCCCCCACCAGAUAAUUGGACCAGCAACUGGCUUCCGGCCCCGGUGGGUGGCGGUAAGCUUCUGUACUCGAUUCGGUUCUACUCACCAGCCGAGGCAUUCACUAAUGGCGAGUACACGUUUCCAACUGUUGAGACUAUCGAUGCCAUCAGGUCUUAG